Molecule: messenger RNA, 1062 nt
Organism: Penicillium malachiteum
Lineage: Eukaryota; Fungi; Ascomycota; Eurotiomycetes; Eurotiales; Aspergillaceae
Exons: 4
Coding region: 1-1062 (353 amino acids)
Cellular component (GO): Golgi apparatus
Source: RefSeq, a predicted model, not a curated record
AUGAAUGUACAAGAGGAAUAUACCGCCCCUGCUCCGGCAGGCGUGGCGCGCAACAGAUUCUGCUAUCUCCCGAACACAACAUGGACAUGGUCCUUUGCUGUGGUCACUUUUGCUCAGACCGUUGUGACUCUAGCUUUGGAGAUCUAUAUCUUCGUCAACUUCCAGACCCAAGAAAUCCCCAACUCGAGUCCAUCUUCCAGAACAAUCCCGACUUUCCUUGCCUUGUACAGCUUUGGUUUUCUUUAUGAGUUGGUCUUGGUGUAUGAUGCAUUGCGAAUGAAAAACACCAUUCAAGUCAUCGGUCUCUGCAUGUGCAAUGUGGGUCUGUUGAUUUACGGCGCAAUCCAGGUGAAACAAAUCAAAACUGCGGUCAACGUGUUGGCUGAGAACAAGCAUAUUCCCCAUGCCGUCUGGGCAGAAUCGGAGCCAUUUUUGAUCAUUAUUCCUUGCAUUGUCGCGCUGGGCACCAUCCUGAUAACCUUCGUGGCAUGGAAGCUGUAUGACGAAUUUGCCUGGACAAUCUACAAGCACAUCAGUGCUGAUCUGCGCAUGAAACGGCGCUAUCUGACCUACCAGAUCUACAUCACUCUACUAAAGUUCGAUUUCUUCUUCUUCCUCGGAUUUACGGUCCAAUUUCUGGUCGUGGCAUCUACCAGUCACAAUGCUGAGUUCUAUCUCACUAUUGUUGCCGUCCCCGUGACCAUCAUUAUUCUCUGCUUCGGUGCCUAUUUUGUGCGCCGAGAAACGACUCUCGGCAUGAUCAUUAUCAUUCUUCUCUUCUUUGCUGCCAUGGCAUACUUCAGCUUUAAGAUCUUCCGAAUGUAUGCCCCGGCGACCAGAGUCGACUAUCUCCCUGCUCGCACCUCGAUGACAUUCUUCGCUGUCAUUACACUCGUACUGAUUGUGACAACCAUCAUCAACGCCUGCAUGUGCGUGAACAACUUCCACCGUGGCCUGAAGCCGCACAUUAGCAAGAAGAAGACCAAGCCCGAAGAAAAGAAUACGGAGCUGUCAUCUAACCUAGCUGGUGCUACGGUUCCAUCUCGGAUGAUGAUCGAUUGA